Erythranthe guttata (spotted monkey flower) is the source of this 1071-nucleotide messenger RNA. The record is from RefSeq and is a predicted model, not a curated record. Lineage: Eukaryota; Viridiplantae; Streptophyta; Magnoliopsida; Lamiales; Phrymaceae.
AAGCCUUGUGAGAUUCUUGUGCAAGAAGUUAACGGAAUCAAAGAGUUUUUCGAAGGCUUCCCCAUAUUGCCGAAAAUGCCGUACUGAUUGCAGCGCGAUUAGGGAUCCACCAGGUUGUGGAGAUGAUCGUAGAGGCAUUCCCGAGUGGUGUAGUCUAUAUUUCAAGGCAACCCAUAUUUCUCGCGGCAGUUCUAAACCGAUCCGAGAGCGUCUUUAAUCUCACACAUCAAAUGGGAGAUCAUAAAUACAUUUAUUUAGACAUAGAAGACAAGGAUGGAAACAACCUCUUGCACGCCGCCGGAAAACUCGCACCAUCUCACAAACUCAACGAGAUUUCCGGCGCAGCUCUCCAAAUGCAGCGCGAAAUGCAAUGGUACAAGCAAGUCGAGAAAACCAUCAGCCCUAGUUCGAGAGAACGUAUGAACAAUGAAAGAAAAUCUCCUAAUAUGAUUUUCACGGAGGAGCACAAGAACUUGAAACAAGAAGGAGAGAAGUGGAUGAAAGAUACAUCGGGAUCGUGCACCAUUGCGGCGGCAUUGAUCGUUACGAUAAUGUUCGCGGCGGCUAUCACAGUGCCAGGUGGCAGUAAAAGCGAGACCGGCUUCCCCGUAUUCGCGACGGACAAAAUGUUCCUCGUGUUUGCCAUUUCCGACGCUAUCUCGCUCUUCGCAUCCACCACCUCUCUGUUGAUGUUCUUGUCGAUCCUGACGUCGCGCUACGCGGAAGAAGAUUUUCUGCACGUUUUGCCGAAGAGAUUAAUUUUUGGCCUCGGAACACUUUUUCUGUCGAUAACGUUUAUGAUGGUGGCUUUUAGCGCGACGCUGUAUUUAGUGUUUGGCCGGAAGAACGCGUGGGUGCUCAUUCCGGUGGCGGCGUUGGCCUGCUUGCCGGUUACUUCGUUUGUGCUCUUGCAGUACCCGCUUCUCGCCGACUUGAUUUCUUCCACAUUUGGCCCCGGAAUUUUUGUUAAACAAAGUAAUCGUCCAUUCUACUGAUCAGAGGUUGCAUUUGGGGUGUUAAUUUAAUUAAUUUGUGUAUGUGUGUUCAAAAAAUGGAUAUGGUGAAUUGAAA